Molecule: messenger RNA, 2086 nt
Organism: Fusarium oxysporum Fo47
Lineage: Eukaryota; Fungi; Ascomycota; Sordariomycetes; Hypocreales; Nectriaceae
Product: major facilitator superfamily domain-containing protein
Exons: 8
Coding region: 47-2086 (679 amino acids)
Biological process (GO): proteolysis; transmembrane transport
Cellular component (GO): fungal-type vacuole membrane
Molecular function (GO): serine-type peptidase activity; transmembrane transporter activity
Source: RefSeq, a predicted model, not a curated record
AGAUCAUUGUUUCUCUCGAUUACUGCUUGUGUACUGAGAUUCAAACAUGUCAGCACAGACAGACAAGCCAGGUUCCGACUGGCCAUGCUCAUCGAACUCGUCGGACAACGAAAAAGGCAAUGAUACCGACAUCUCACAACCCGACAGCGAGUCACCCACUCCAACAUCACCAGCGGUCGAGUUCGAUAAUCCAAAAGGAUGGAUAGCUGUGGCAGCCGCAGCAUGUUCUCUUUUCGUUUACCUCGGGGUGAUCUACUCAUGGGGCAUUAUGCAGGUCAGACUUGUCGAAGUGACUGGAACAAACCUCACAACCUUGACAUUUGUUGGAUCACUUGCAACAUCAUUCAUGAUAUCACUCAGUAUCCUCUCUGGCAUCGCUGUUCGAAAGCUUGGCUACCAGAAAACUGCUCUAGCUGGUGGCGUCUUGAUGGGUCUGGGUGAAUUCCUCGCAAGUUGGACAACAAAGCAUGUCGGGGCUCUCUUUGUCUUCCACGGUGUAGUAUUUGGCAUCGGAGGGGGACUAUCCAUCUUCGCAUGCUCGACUGCUCCCCUAAGGUGGUUCAAGAGACACCGUGGCCUGGCUAUGGGUAUCGUGUUUGGAGGAGGCAGCCUUGGUGCAGCUGUCAUGAGCAUCGCGACGAAUCUUCUCGUGAAACAAGUCGAUGUCGCAUGGACAUUCCGUAUUCUAGGCUUCAUGCUCUGGGGAGUCUGUAUUCCAGCUUCAUACUUCAUUCAACAGCCCGAGGGAUCCAUGAGUGCCGGCUUGAAACUUCAGUGGCAUCGCUUCCGGGAGCCUCGGUUCCUCCUUAUUAUCGCCGGGACAGCUUUGUCAUGCUUUCCCUUGUUUAUUCCACCAUACUUUAUUCCUAUCUUCACCCGAUCCAUGGGCUACUCUCAACAGAUUGCGAUUAUCAUACUGGCGGCUUGGAACUUGGCUUCCACCGUUGGCCGGGUUCUAGGGGGCUAUACUGCAGACCACUUGCUUGGCCCUUUGAACAGCUUGAUUGUCUGCCUUCUCUUUAUUGGUCUCAGCUCACUCGUUGUGUGGCCACUAGCGUCUUCGGUUGGAAUCUUCUCUAUCUUCCUCGUAUUUAACGGCAUUGGCUGUGGAGCGUUUUUUAGUCUGGUUCCUCCCAUGCUCGGAGCCACAAUGGGGCCAGAGAAUACUCUUGGCAUCUUGCCUAUUGUUUGGACUACUUGGUUUUGUGGAUUCUUCUUCGGUACACCUAUUGCUUCGGGAAUCUACUCGCUUGCAGACAGUAGUAAUCACAGUCUUUCGGUAUUUAGGCCUGCAGCAUAUUAUUCGGGUGCCGGACGAAUAGAAGUGAAGUUUGUUGCAAGGGUUCUAGUCGCUUUUAUCUCAGACAGAGACACUAUGAAACUCGAUAUCGCAAAGCUUACAGCUUUCCUAGUGGCCAAUUCCACAGGCACUGGUGUUCUUGUUUGCCCUGGCGGUGGUUAUAGCCAUGUCUCUAUUAUCAAGGAAGGUUACACUCCAGCUGCAUACCUUAAUAAGCUUGGUAUUGAUGCGUGGGUUCUCGAUUAUACUACGACAUCUAAUGCAACUGCGCCUAUUUAUCCAAAACCCGAGGAUGAGGUCUUCGCUGCUCUCAAGAAAAUACGUCAUGAUAACCCCAAAAUCGAGAAGCUUGGCAUUUGGGGCUUCUCAGCAGGCGGUCACCUUGCAUCCACAACCCUCACCAACCCUAAGGCCGGCCUGGAUUUUGGCAUCCUCGCAUAUCCCGUGAUUACCUUGGAAGGCAACUAUACGCAUAUCGGCUCUCGUGACAAUCUCGUCGGGCCCAACGCGACGGCCGAGGAGCUGCACGAUCUAUCAGCGCAGAACUUGGUCUCUGACACAACACCCCCGACAUUUUUGUUCCAUACCUUCGACGACCAAGCUGUUCCAGUGCAAAACACUCUCAUGUUUGCUGAAGCCAUGGCAGCCCAUAAGAGAAAAGCUCAGGUUUUGAUUUUACCAGAUGGUCCACAUGGUCUCGGAUUGGCUCUUGAUGACCCUCAAUAUCAUCACUGCUCCCGAAGGCUGAAGUUAAGAAAUUGUUUUUCUUGUAUACGUUGCAAAUGA